AUGUCGGGACAAGCUUCGACUUCUACAGACCCCCCUUCCGCAACAGUACAACCUGGAAGAGGAAAGGUCAAACUCCCAGACAACUACACAGGCAACUGCAUUAAAUCCCAGAAAUUCAUGCUCCAAUGCCUCCUUUUCACAGCAGAAUCCGAUCGGUAUAAGACCGAUCAGGACAAGAUAUCCCUUGUGCUCUCAUGCAUGAGAUACGGCACGGCAGGAGCCUGGGCCGAGAACUUCCUCCUCAAAUCAGUAGGAGCGGACCCUCCCACUGAUCUAGGUACCUGGAGGGACUUUUUAACAAAGUUCAAGCUCCAAUUUAGGGAGACAGGCAAGACCAAUAAAGCGCGAAGCGCACUCAUGGCCUUCUCCCAAGGACAAAUGACGGUUGAUGAAUACUCCAACCAAUUCAUUCUCAUUGCCGCCGAUGCCGACAUCUCCGACAAGGAGCAAGUCCCUUACUUCCAACGCGGGUUAGACCCGCGUGUCAUGGACAAAAUAUAUGACAAGGAAGUUCAGCCAAAGGACACCAUUCAGGACUGGAUUAACACAGCCUGUGAAAUAGACGAACGACUCAGAGCUAGAUCUGCUCAAAAGGCCAUCCUCGCCAACUCCACCUCCUUUCGCAGCAAUUAUUUGAAUCGUUUCCACACUCAACCAGCCGUCUGUUAUAACUCCACAACUGCCCCUCGCAGAAUGAACAACCAGGUGGUUGACAUGGACAUCGACGCUACCAGGAAGCGUAACGCCAAAAGUCAAAAAAGAAAAUUUGACGGCAAGCGGACCCCCUCCUGCUCUAACUGUGGAAAAUUAGGGCAUUCUGGUGCUAACUGCUGGUCGGCCCGUAGAGGCGUUCAACCAGUUCGAGGAAACUCGAAGAGACGCUUGGGUAUGACAGGGAGAAGAAACCACGCGGUUGAUUUGGAAGAAGAAGACGACGCACCCGCUAUGGGAAACCAAGCGGGAAUUCAUUGGAGAAUGGAGACAGAGAAUGUUCAUCGCAACAACCAGCGGGUACCACAACCUGGUCCUUCGAUGGAACGUCCACACUCUGCCCCAUCCGGACGACCCCAGACAGACCAUCAGCGACGCAUUAUGCUACCUGACGGACGACGGGGAAACGGAGGCGUCAGUCAUUCUGCUCGAAUCGGAGCAGUGCUAGGAGAAUUAGGAGAAGAUGAAGCAAGAGAAGUGAUCUUGGGACACGCGGAGCGUUUUUCCUGA
This is a messenger RNA of Heterobasidion irregulare TC 32-1, 1221 nucleotides long. RefSeq lists its product as uncharacterized. Gene Ontology annotation, molecular function: zinc ion binding; nucleic acid binding. The transcript has a single exon. NCBI's taxonomy places the organism in Eukaryota, Fungi, Basidiomycota, Agaricomycetes, Russulales, Bondarzewiaceae. Bases 1 to 1221 code for a protein of 406 amino acids. The record is from RefSeq and is a predicted model, not a curated record.